AUGGACUCAGAGUAUGAGCAAGGCCACGUACGUAAGCUGCAAGCACAACACAUGAAGAUUCAGGAGAAAACGUUCACCAACUGGGUCAACAACAUCUUUCACCAUGGCAGGGUUGGCAUCAAGAUCCAGAAUAUGUACACUGAGCUGGGAGAUGGAACCCACCUGCUGAAGCUGCUUGAGCUCAUCUCCGGGGAGGUGCUGCCCCCGCCCAACCGGGGCCGAAUGAGAGUGCAUUUCCUGGAAAACAGUGGCCGGGCUCUAGCCUUCCUGAGGUCCAAGGUGCCAGUGCCCUUGAUUGGUCCAGAGAACAUCGUAGAUGGGGACCAGACUCUCAUCCUUGGACUCAUCUGGGUCAUCAUCCUGCGUUUCCAGAUCUCUCACAUUUCCCUGGACAAGGAGGAAUUUGGGGCCAGGGCAGCCCAGCUGUCUGCUAAGGAGGCGUUGCUGGUCUGGUGCCAGCGGAAGACAGCUGGCUAUCCCCACGUGAACAUCACUGACUUCUCUCAUAGCUGGAGCGAUGGGCUGGGCUUUAAUGCCCUCAUCCACGCCCACAGGCCUGACCUGAUCAGGUACAGCUCUCUGCAGCCAGGACGCCCCCUGCACAACCUGGAGAACGCUUUUGAGGUGGCUCACAGAGAUCUGGGCAUCUCCAGGCUGCUGGAUCCCGAAGAUGUAGCCGUUCCGGAGCCCGAGGAGCGCUCUAUCAUGACCUAUAUCUCUCUCUACUACCACUAUUUCUCCCACCUACACCAGGGGCAGACCGUCCAGAAGAGAUUGGCCAAGAUCCUGCAGCAGCUCCAGGAGACGGCCGCAUUCCAGGCUCAGUACGAGCGGCUCGUGGCCGACCUGCUGGCCUGGAUCACCGAGCGGGAGGCCCAGCUGGAGGAGCGGCGCUUCCCAGACACCCUCCCGGCCAUGCGGCAGCUGCUGGCCGCCUUUGCCGCCUUCCGCACCGAGGAGAAGCCCCCUCGGCUAGAGCAGCGAGGGACAGCCGAGGCGCUGCUCUUCCGCCUGAGCACUGCCCUUCGGGCCCAGAACCGCCGGCCUUUCCUGCCCCCCGAGGGCCUGAGCCCCGGGGAGCUGGCCGGGCGCUGGGCAGGCCUGGAGAGGGCUGAGGCCCGUCGGGAGCAAGCCCUGCAGCAGCAGCUGCUGAGGCUGGAGAGGCUGGAGACGCUGGCCCGACGCUUCCUGCGCAAGGCCGCCCUCCGGGAGAGCUUCCUGGGGGACAUGGAGCGGGUGCUGGAGCAGCUGGGCACCCCUGUGGUCAGCUCCGCCCUGCUGAGUGCUGCUGGCCAGAAGCUGGGCGCACUGGAGGCAGAUGUGCUGCCCCAGGAGGGCCGUUUCCAAGCCUUGGCUGAGAUCGCCUCCUUCCUAGAGCAGGAGCAAUACCACAGCUGGGCAGAUGUGGCCCAGAGGCAGAAGGAGAUCUCUCAGCGCUGGGAGCGGCUCCUAGGAGGGCUUCGAGAAAGGAGGGAGCAUCUGGCAAGCUCUCGGGUGGCAUUGGGGGUGCUUCAAGAGGUUGAUGCUGCUGAUGAAGAGCUGAAAGAACUACAGGUGCUGGCAAGUUCCCCGGUGUGUGGGCAGCAUCUCACAGAGGUGGUGGAGCUUCUGCAGAGACAUGAGCUGCUGGAAGCUCGAGUCUCCUCCCAGAGUGCCCUUGUGAGCCGCCUUGUCCAAAGGACCACACAGCUGAGCACUGUUCCAGGCACCAACCUGGAUGGGCUGCAGAUUCGAGCCUGGGGCUUGUCACAGGUCUACCAGAGCCUGAUUUUACUCGUUAGAGCCCGGCGGGCCCUGCUGGAACAGGCGCUACAGCAGGCUGAGUUCCUGAACAGAUGUGAGGAAGCAGAAUCCUGGCUCAGAGAGAGGAUGCAACUAACUCAGGCGGCUACCUUGGGCCGGGACCUGGGCCAGCUCACAGCAGCUCUGUGGAAAUAUAAGGCCCUGGAGACUGAAGUCGGCUCCCACCAAGCAGUGUGCAUGGAAAUCACAAGGAAGGCAAGGGAGCUGAGCCCCCAGAGCCAUCCAGGCCAGCCAGACCCACAGGAGAGGGCAGAGAACAUCCACAUCCAGUGGCAGCACCUCUGGGAUAAGAUGGCAAAGUUCCUGGCCCGUCUCCAGGCUGCCCUGCUCAUCAAGCAGUAUUUUGCAGAUGUGAGUGAGGUAGAAUCAUGGCUGCAGGAGGAACAGUCCCUCUUGGCCAGUGAGGACUAUGGGAAAGAUGGAGCUGGCGUGUCUGCCCUGCUCCAGCGUCACCAGCGAUUGGAGCGAGAAGUGUGGGCCUGUGGGCUGGAGGUGAGGCGGCUAGAGGAGCAAGCCCAGACGGCGGCCACCCAAGCCCCACUCACGGUGGAAAGCCAGGGAGUCUGGAGUCCGGUGGAUGGGGAAGGAGUCAAGAAGUCCCAGGGCUGGACACAGACCUCAGAAGCCUCAGCAGUGUCUGGCCAUCAGCUCCGGGUCAGGAUGCGCUUCACAUACAGAGGGGAGAACCUCACCUGGAACCGAGGAGACAUCCUGGAGCUGGUUGCCAAGACAGGUCCUUCCACCUGGAGGCUAAAGGACCCAGAAGGUUGCCAGGCAGAAGUGCCAAUAAGCUAUGUUACAGAGCUCGAACCUCCUCAGGUGGCAUCACUGAUGAACCCCUUCUAUGAAAGACCAAGGAGCCAGGAAACCAGGCAGAUGUCCUCACAGCGAUCUGUCCACUGGGGCACUCAGGAGAUCACCAGCCCAUUGGAACUGGAUCUUCAUUUUGACCCUGAAACAAUCCGCAAGACCCAGGACCACCUGAACCAGGAGUACCAGGGCCUGCAGACCCUGGCACAGCAUCGCAGGACCCGGCUAGAAGAAAUGUCUACCCUAUUCUGCUUCUAUGACUCUUGUGGAGAACUCCAGUCCUGGCUAGAGGACCAGACAGUGCUGUUCCAGACCCUGAACCCCCAGGCUGAGAAUGCAGAGGUCGACAGGAAUAAAUUUGAGAAUUUCCUCAUUGCUCUGGCUGUGGGGAAAGGACACUUGGCAGAGAUCAGCAGCUCAGCAGAAAAACUGAGGCAGAGAAUUCCUGAUCAUGCAGCCCGGAUCCAGCAGUGGCAACAGGAACUUGGUCAGAGAUGGGAGCAGCUGGAGGCACUGAAGGAGGAGAAGGGAUUGCACCUGGCAAGCAUGGUGGACGUGCACAGCUUCCUGCAGGAAUGUGGAUCCACCCAGAGCCAGCUUCAGGAUGUUCUGGUGAAGCUAGAGUCCAUGAGGCCAGCGGACUCAGUGGGCAGCAGCGGGCGACGUUCCCUGCACUCAACCCAGCAUGAGAUCUUGGUGCUGGAGCGCAAAAUCUGUUACCUCGUCAGUGUGGUGACCAAGAUUGAAGAGACAAGCCCUACAGGGAGCCCAGUAUUGUGGGAACAAGUGGAGACCCUGCAGGCCUUGCUGAAGCGAGUGCGGGAAAGGGCUGCCCAGGCGGCUCAGGCCCAGAUCCAGGCCCAGGCAGGGCACAACUUCCUGAGGGAGAGUCGGCAGCUGCUGCUAUGGGCAGAGGGCAUUCAGUCUCAGCUGGAUAACAAGGAGAUGGGCGUGGAUGUGGCCUCUGCCAAGCAACUGCUGGAGGAGCACAGAGAGGUGCUGGAAGAGAUCCGGGCCCAGCAGGAAAGGAUGAGACAGCUGGAGGCUCGGGGCCAACAGCUAGCCAACCUGGAACCACAGGAGACCCAAGCGGUGGCAAGCACUGUGAAGCAGCUGGGUCAGCAGGCUCACAGAGUGGACGUGGCAUGGAAGCAGCACCAUGGGUGGCUGCAGCGAGGGCUGGAACUACAGAUGUUUGUGCGAGAAGCAGAUGGCUUCAGUGCCGCCUGUGCCAACCAUGAGGCAUUCCUCCGCCUGGACAGCCUUGGGGAGGACGUGGGCGAGGUGCAGAGCUGGUUGCAACGACACCAGGAAUUUGACCAGCUCCUUGAGACCUUGGGUCCACGUGCAGAGCGCCUGAGGUCCCAUGGGGAGAGGCUGAUAGAGAACCAACAUUUUGCUACCCAUAUGAUCAGAGAAAGGAUAGCAAAUAGCCAGGAUCGAUGGACCAAACUCCAGGAGAUGAGUAAACAAAGGAAGAAGCAGCUGCUGGCUUCCCUCCAGUUACAGGAAUGGAACCGAGAUGUGGCUGAAAUGAUGUUGUGGAUGGAGGAGAAAUGUUUGAUUGCAGCUGAUGAGUCACACCGAGAGCCUGGCAUUGUUCUCCGAAAGCUCAAAAGGCAUGAGGCAGCUGAGAGUGAGGUCCUGGCAAACCAGCCAAGGAUAGAGCAGCUAUGGCAGGUGGGAGAGGAGCUUCUAGACACCAAGCAUGAUGCCCAGAACGACACGCAAGCAAAGCUACAGGACCUAGACAAAAAAUGGAAGGAGCUGAAUCACAAAAUGGCAGAACGUGGAGAUAAGCUGCGGCAGGCAGGACAACAGGAGCAGCUCAUGGAAUUGCUACAGGAGGCCAAAGAUAAAAUGGAGCAGAUGGAGCGGGGGCUACAGAGCGCAGAGAUGGGUCGAGACCUCCGCUCCAGCCGAGAUCUACAAAUAAAGCACAAGCAGUUGGAGAGUGAGAGCCAAGAGCUGGCAGAUAAGAUGAGCACCAUUGUUACCCAAGCCCAUGGUGUUGCCGCCAAUCACUUUGACUCCCAGACCAUCCUGGAUGAGACACAGAAAUAUCUCCAAAGGUUUCAGGCGCUUCAGGGACCACUGGCAGCACGCAGACAGCAGCUACAGGUAUCCGUCGAGCUCCACCAGUUCUACCACUCACAAGGUCUGGAGAUCACCUGGAUAGAGGAGCGCAUGCCCAGGGCCAGCUCUAAGAUGUGCGGCAAGUCCCUGGAUGCAGCCCAGAGGCUCCUGUACAAGCACAAGGAGCUUCAGGCAGAGGUGAAUGCUCACCAGGUCCAAAUGCAGAAAGUGUUGGCAUGUGGGCAAAGCAUGGCAGCCUGUGGGCACCCUUCUGCACAGGACAUCACAGAAAGGUGCCGGAAGCUGGAAAGCUGCUGGCUGGGGCUGAAUGAUGCCUGCGAGGGGCGAGCCAGGCAGCUACAUCAGUCUAUUGCCUUCUAUCAGUACUUGCUCGAUGUAUCAGACUUGGAAGGCUGGUUGGGAGAGAAACGACCUUUAGUGAGCAGCCAAAACUAUGGCAAGGACCAGUUGGCCACCAUCAGCCUCAUCAAGAAGCACAAGGUCCUAGAACAGGAGCUAGCCCUCUAUGGGAGCUUUGUAGCAGAGCUCAUCCAGACAGCACAAACCCUCACCAGUCCCAGGUGCCCUGAUGAAAUCCCUGUGCCUCCAGGACGGCUACAGAACCAGCUUCAGGAACUGCAGGAACUAGCAACCACAAGAGGCCGUCGGCUGGAGGAGGAACUGAGGCUGCAUGAGUUCAUCCAGGAGGCUGAGGAGCUACAGGAUUGGCUGGCCAGGCAGAAGCAGGUGGCCUGUAGUGAGGAAGACCCUGGAGAAGACUACACACAUGUGCUGCACCUCCGGGCCAAGUAUGAGCUGUUUCAGCACCAGGUGGAGACAGGUGGAAGGCGAGUAGCAGCCUGCCAACAGCUAGCAGAGACCCUGCUGGAGGCCCGGCACAGUGCCACCCAAGAGAUCCGCCAGAGGCAGCAGCAACUACAGAGUGCAUGGGCAGAGCUGUGGGGGCUGACCCAAGCACGGGGCCAGUCACUCAGGGAUGCAGAGACAGUGCUCAGAAUUUACCAGAACCUUAAGGAUGCCCUAGACCACAUACAGGAGAAAGCCACAAGCCUUCCUGAUGAUGUGGCACAGGAUAGGCACGGGGCCGAGGCUCAGCUCCGGCGGCACGAGGAGCUGGAACACGAGCUCUUGGGCAUUGAACGGCAGCUGCAGGAGCUAGUGGAUACCGCUGAUGAGAUACAGAAGCUGUCCUUGGGAGCACAGGUGGAGGCCCUGCAGAGCUGCCAAGAGGCUGUGGUGCAGAGCUGGGAGUCGCUGAGACUGCGGGUGGAAAGGCGCCGGGGAGAGCUGGAACAGGCCUGCUUGCUCGCUGGCUUCCAUAUUGUGGUACAGGAGUAUUCAACAUGGGCGACUGGAGUUCAGAGGGAGCUACAGGCAAAGGAGACCUCCCGGGAUGCCAGCAGCAGCCACUUGCAACUUAGUAUGCACCAGGACGUCCGGGCCGAGCUAGAGACCCGGGAGGAGGUGUACCAUCGGGCAGUCCAGCUUGGACAGGGGCUGCUCCUGAAGGAGGGAGCCCCUGUUGGAGAGAUCCAGGAGAAGCUGGGAGCCCUACAGGAAGAGCGGCAGAAGGUGUUCCGAGCUUGGCGAGGGAAGCAGGAGAAGCUGAUGACCAUGCACCUUGAACAGCUCUUCCGCAGAGACUGCGACUACUUCAAUAAGACGCUCACUGCACAGGAGGUCCAUCUCAAAACCAGUACCUUGGAGAGCUCAGUGGAGGGACUGGAGAGACUGAUCCGGAAGCAUGAAGCUUUCCAGAAGAUUCUGGCUGCCCAGGAUGAGAAGGAGGCGGCCCUGCAGGAACAAGUAAAGCAUCUCAAGGGAGCCGGGGUGCAUGAGUUACUGAACCUGGUGCUGGAGCGGCGAGUGAGAGUGAAGGAGCAGGCCCAUAGCCACGGGGAAGCCCUGCAUACCUCCCUGUUGCUGGCGUGCUUCACCAGGGAUGUGGCUGAGGCAGAAGACUGGAUCCAGGAGAGAACUCAACAACUGGAAGAACCAAGCCCAUGGGGUUCUGGUGACCUGAAGGACAAGCUGAAGUGCUUACAGAAACACCAGGUCUUUGAAGCUGAGGUCCAGGCCCAUGAGGAGGUUAUAAGUGGUGUCACCAAGAAGGGAGAAGCCCUCCUGGCCCAGAACCACCCUCAGGCUAGAGAGAUCCUGGAGAAACAGAAGUGGCUUCAGGAACGCUGGCACAAGCUGAGGCAGGCCAUGGUUGCCAGGGGCAGGGGCCUGGAGGACAAACGGGACUUCUUAGAGUUCCUACAGCGAGUGGAGCAAGUAGAGACCUGGAUCAGGGAGAAGGAAGUAAUGGUGAAUGUUGGAGACUUGGGACGAGAUUAUGAACACUGCCUACAACUCAGCAGACGCCUGAGUGAAUUCCGAGGCCCUGCCUUAUGGGAGACAGUGGAUGAUACCCAUAUCAAGGCCAUUAAUGCCAUGGCCCUUCAGCUCAAGAGCAGAGACCCAGAAGAGGUCAAGAUCACCUACCAGCGGCAACAUCAACUCAAUGAGAGAUGGAAUAGUUUCCAUGGCAACCUCCUCCAAUACCAGCGACAGCUAGAGGGUGCCCUGGAGAUACACGCACUGGUCCAGGAGCUGGACAAUGUCAUGGAGAGGAUUGGAGAGAAGAGUGCCCUGCUGCAGGCUCCCAACUAUGGAAAGGACCUGGGAGAUGUAGAGAGGCUUCUGAGGAAACAUGAUGAACUGGAUCGGGAAAUCAGCAUCAUCCAGGCCCAGAUGGAGCCACUGGAGCAGGCGGUGAGCCAGUUAUGUCAGAAUAGCCCCAGGGCAGCCCAAGUCCUUAUCAGCAAACAGCGGGAGUUGAGCAACAGCUGGCAGAGGCUUCAGGCUCAGGCCCAGCAGAGGAGGGAGAACCUGGAUUCCUCAUACCAAGUACAGAAGUUACACACCAUGCUGCAAGAACUGCUAGACUGGGGACGAGGGCUGAAGAUGAAGAUGGAGAUGGGAAGCCUUCCCAGCAGUCCUGCAGAGGCCAGACAUCUGAUGGAAGAGCACCAGGAACUCAAGGCAGAGAUAUCAGCCAGGGCAGAGAGAAUCAACUUGAUACGAAGCACUGGGAAACAGCUGCUUGGUGCCGGUCACCCAACAGCCCCAGAUAUCUGCCAGGCCCUGGCCAGUUUUGAGCAUGAAUUAACUGGGCUGGAGGAGAGCUGGCAGGAACAUCAACUCCGGCUGCAGCAGGCCUUGGAUCUGCAGGUGUUCCUGAGCUCUGUGGAGCAGAUUGAAAGUUGGCUCAACAAUAAAGAAGCAUUCCUGGCCAAUGAAGAUCUGGGGAAUUCCUUGGCCACUGUGGAGACCUUACAGUGGAAACACGAGCAGUUUGAGAAGGGGCUGGAGACCCAACUGGAGAAGAUCAGUGCUAUGGAAAUCAUGGCUCUCAACCUGAAUCAGAGCCAACACCCCGAGGCCCAGUGUAUCACCAGCAAGUGCCAACUGGUGCUCUCAAGAAAGGAGAAGAUGCUGGAGAGAAUCUGCCUCCGACGGCACCAGCUAGAGGAACUGCAGCAGUUACAGAGAUUCCUGCAGGACUCCUGUGAGGUGUGCAUGUGGCUGGGAGAGAAGAACCUUGUGGCCUUAGAUGAGGGUUGGAGGGAUCCUAGCACCCUGCAGGCCCAGCUGCAGAAGCACCAGAGCUUUCAGGCUGAGCUGGAUGCCAAUGCUCCCCAGCUCCAGAAACUGCAGGCGGAGGGGGAGAGACUGCUGAAGCAGGGGCACCCUGCCCUGGGGACCCUUCAGGAGCGGCUACAAGAGAUGGGAAGUCUCUGGAGUCAGCUGCAGGCCAACUGCCUCAAGAAAGGAACCAAAUUACAGGAUGCUUAUAAGGCCCUGCACUUCCACAGGAAAGUGGAGGAAGUGCAGAGGAGGCUAGAGAACUUGGAAGGGGAGCUUCAAGCUCCCCUGGGUGGACAGGACUUGGAGGGUGUGAAGGAGCUGCUGGCCACCCAGGGGGAGCUGGAGGCAGCCAUGGAGGGGCAGGAGGGACCAGUGCAGGCGCUGAUGGACCAGGCACGUGCCUUUGGCUCUGAAGACCACUUCCUAGCCAGGGAGAUAGAAGAGCAGGCCCAGCUGCUGCUGCAGAGGUACACAAACCUGAGGGAGCCCAUCCGAGAGCGCCGGGGGGCCUUGGAGGCUAAGAACCUUCUGUACCAGUUCUUCCAGGAUGUGGAGGAUGAGCUGGCUUGGGUGCAGGAGAAGCUGUCCUUGGCUACAGCCCAAGAUUAUGGACAGACCUUGAGUGCCAUUCAGCAACUCCAAGAGAAGCACCAGAACUUGGAAGAUGAGAUAAACAGCCAUGAGGCUCUGGCUCAGGUGGUACUGGACACAGGCCACAAGCUGGUUCAGAGUGGGCAUUUUGCUGCCAGUGAGGUGGCUGCCCGGCUUCAGCAGCUGAAAACAGCAAUGGGCAGACUUCGGGGUGAGACAGAGCAGAGACGAUGGAGGCUCCAGCAAGUUCAUGAGGCCCAGCAGUUUCUGACAGAGCUUCUCGAGGCAGAAUCUUGGCUGUCAGAACGAGGCCUUCUCCUGGACAAUGAGGAGCUGGGGCAGAAUGAGGAGACCACCGGGGCCAUGCUGCGGAGGCUAGAGUCCACAAAGAAGGAUCUGGAAGGAUUCCACACUCGGCUUGAGAAGCUACAGGAGACAGGCACCCGCCUAGAGGGCCGAACCAACCCAGAAAGCCUUAAGGCACUGACCUGUCUACAAACUCUGAGGGAGACCCAUAAAGGGUUACUGCAGAAAGCCAAGAGCCGGGCACGAUGCCUGCAAGAGCAACAGUACCUUUUUCAGUUGGAGCGGGAGGCCCAGCUUCUGGAUACCUGGUUGGCAGGAAAGCGGGCCACAGCUGAGUCCCAAGACUAUGGGAAGGACCUGGAGGAUGUCAAGGUGCUGGAAGAGAACUUCCAUACUUUCCAAAAGGAAGUGCAGAGCCUGGGGCCAACCAAGGUUCUGGGGUUUCUCGAGCUGGCUGGCAACCUGGAACGAGUAGCCCCCAGGUGCUACCCCAAGAUCCGGGCUCAAAGAAACCACAUCGAGGACUCCUGGGAACAGCUGAACAAAGCAAUAAGGAUCCGAGCAGAGAACCUGGUUUCUGCCAGAGAGGUCCAUGGUUUUGAUCAGGCAGCGGCUGAGUUAUGGAGCUGGAUACAGGAAAAGGCGACCGUGCUGGGUCAAGGGGACUUUGGCCACGACCUGUCAUCUGUGCAGGCCCUUCAACGGCAGCAGAGGAGCCUGGAGCGGGAGCUGGUAGCCAUGGAGAAGGAAGUGGGUCGGGUGCAGGCCGAAGCGGGAUGGCUGGGCCGGCUGUACCCGGCCGUUCAGGGAAGCCUGGCAGAAAGACUGGCGGAGGUGCAGGAAUCCUGGAGCGCCCUGGACCAAAAGGCCCAGAACCGAGGCCAGUGGCUGCAACAGGCUGAACGUGGCCACGUCUUCCUGAGCCGAUGUAGAGAGCUGCUAGGCCUGACCCAGGAGAUGCAGAGGUUAGUAACCCUGGAAGAAGUGUCUGGGGACAUGAGCAGGGCAGAAUGGCAACUCCUGCAGCAUGAGGGGCUCAGGCGGGACAUCGAGGAACACCAGCUCCUGGUGCAGGAUGCCCAGCGAGAAGGAGAGCGGCUGGUGGGCAGCGGCCAUUUUAUGGCCCAAGAGGUAAAGGAGUGGCUCCAAGAACUGGGAGACCAGCUGCGAGCAUUGCAGGAGAAGUGGGAGCAUCGCCAGGGGCUGUACAAAGAGAACUGGGAGCUACAGAAGCUCCGACAGGAGCUAGAAAAGGCUGACACUUGGCUGAGCUCGAGAGAGGGCCUCCUCCUGGACCCCAACCUCGGGAAUUCGGUGUCUGAUGUAGAAGAGCUACUCAGAAAGCACCAGGACCUUGAGAAGACAUUGGCAUCUCAGGAAGAGAAGUUUGACCAGCUGCAGAGGAAGACUAAGAAUGACCAUCAGGAAGAAGUAGAAGGUUUAAGGCCCAAGACCAUGGACAAGGGAAGUCUACGGGUCCCAUCCCUCCAGAAGAAGCCCCUGGGGUCAGGAGCAAAGUCGGCUGAUAGGAUAAACCUGGAGAAAAGGAUCCCUUUCCAGCCCUGGGCUUCCUUCACCACCAUAUUUCCCCCAUUGCAAACAGACAAGCAGAACGUCCCCCUACACAAGAGGGAGUCAAGUAGGGAACAACCCUUGGGAACGAGAGGGACCAGCUCUGCUUCUUUCCUACCCCCUGGAACCAUAUUAGGUCUAAAGGCUCCCCCUACCCUGGAGGAGCUAAAAAAGCAACAGUUCCUACCUUUCAGGAGGCAGCUGGGUGGGAGUCCCUGGAAGAAGUACGAUGGGGCAUUGCAGUGGGACCUCCUGAAGCUGAACCCAACCAUGAGAAAAACACCCGAGGAUGUGGCUUCCCCAGCCCCCCAACACCGAGUGGGAGCCCAGUGCGGAAAGUCGAGUGGCUUCCUUGAAAGGGAGGCCCCCUUCCACCUGAGUAACACUUCUGAAAUCCUGCUUCCAACAUCACCAGAAGGACAGGCUGGUCUCUCUCUACAAGUCCUGAGCAGCAAUGCCGCUCUUCCUGAGGCCCAAGGAUUAAGCCUAGAACCCAGAGCCAGACCUUUCAGCUGCUUGAAUGGGAACCCUGCCGAGAAACUGACGAGCAAGAUCAUCCUACCCAGGAGAAUGCCUUCCUUUAAGCCCCAGUGGAAGACAGAAUUUCUGGAGAGAGUUCCACAAGACUUCGUGCAGCCAUCAGCUCCUGGCCGUGGAAUGGGACCUGGGCCUUCAGAUGAGACAACAAGGGCUCCCGACCCCAGCACGGGGGAACGAGAGAAAUUCUAAAAAGACAUUCUGGAGAAACCAUGCUUCAGAAAGAGUGGACAUGAGGAAGGAGAAUAACUCGGCGUCCUGCUUCCCCAAAGCAGAGUCUUACACCCCAGCCCCAGUGUUUUUCUCAAACCUUUAAGAAAUCCCAACAAAGAUUUCAUUGGCUAACAAGAUAGAGCAGAGUAGGAGCGAGGACAGUGAUGAGGCUGUUUCUGCUGAAAUUAAGCUGCAUCUUCUGUCCUCCUUUUGGUUUAUUCAGUGUGUGGCAGUGCUGUCUCCAGGCCUCAUGCUUAAAGCAGUGUGGUACAGUGGAAAGAAUCUUGGAGCCCAAGCACCUGGAUUCAAAUCCUACUUACUACCAGUGUGACCUUGGGUAAAUUACAACCUCCCUGGGCCUCAGUUUCCUCAACUGUAAAAUGAGGGGUCAGACCAGGUGUUCUCUGUGGUCCUAUCCAGCUCCAGAUUGAUGAAUCCUGAGUAGAAGGAGCACUAGGAGUCAGAAGACCUAGAUUCUAGCUUUGGCCCAACCAGUUACUAACUGCGUGGUCUUGGACCUCACCUGAGCCUCCUGAACCUGCUUCCUCAUCUACAAAGUGUAAGGACUGGCCUCAAUGAUCCUGAAGGUCCCUUCCAGACUUCACAACCUUUGCUUCCUUCUCGAGGAAGCGGCUCUCUGACGUCUCCUCUGUUUGACCAUGGGGAUCACGCAGGAAGAACAAGCUUACCAGAAAGUCGAGGAGCAUGGAGGGGACUCUUAACAGGAUGAGAGAAAAGACCCAGGAGGAAAACAAAGAAGAAAAAACUAAAGAACCAAAGGGAACCCAACACAGGGGCAUAUGAGGGUCAAGAGGCACAAGGACAGGGGCAGCUAGGUGGCACAGUGAAUAGAGCACCAGCCCUGGAGUCAGGAGUACCUGAGUUCAAAUCCAGCCUCAGACACUUAACACUUACUAGCUGUGUGACCCUGGGCAAGUCACUUAACCCCAAUUGCCUCACUAAAAAAAAAAAAAAAAAGAGGCACAAGGACAGAAGGAAGCAUGACUUCUGAGCAUUUGGAGAUGUGGAUGGGAAACAGUGCUAUCCUAGAAAGAACCUAGGAUGCAUCUCCAAGGAUUGUGAAGCCUUGGAGAAGCAGGGAGCCAAAGGAUUUGGAGACACAGUUGGUAUUUUCACCACUGUUACCAAAGGGAAGGACUUUAAAAGGGAGCAGAGGAUGUAGGAAGUGACUAGCAGGUUAAGAAGAUGGUGUCAGGGGCAGCUAGGUGGCACAGUGGAUAAAGCACCGGCCCUGAAUUCAGGAGGACCUGAAUUCAAAUCCAGCUUCAGACACUUGACACUAACUGUGUGACCCUGGGCAAGUUACUUAACCCUCACUGCCCCCCCUCCCCAAAAGAAGAUGGUGUUAAAGAUGUCGUUUUCUGGCCCAACAUAAGAUAUGAGAAGGGCAAGUUCUCAGCUAGAAACAUUACACAAGGAAUGGAAGAAUCUAUUUGAGAGGAAAGGACAUGAGGAAAAAAAAAAGGGGGGAGAGUCCAGGUCCAGUAGCCAGAGGAGGCAGCAAGUAUGACACAGGGUGGUAAGGAACAGGAAGAGGCAUUCAGGAAUUCACAGGAGACGAUAAUGAGGAAGAGGGGAGAUGUCAUACAAUAAUAUUGCCCAAAGUAUGAGAGGUCAAUAUGACCCACAGAGAUCACUAAGUCUUAAUAGGAAGUGAUUCAUGACCAGGAUAUUGCAAUGGAAGGCUACACCUUAUUCAAAAGAACAGAUCUGACAUAAAGGUCAGUGGGGUAGCACGCUACAGCAAGAUAGUCACCUGUGUGGAAAUCCCGAUGAGAGAAGCAAGGAACAAAGCAUUUGAUUAUGACUCGGGGGAGGAAGGUGAAUCAAAGGUAUUGUCGUAGUGGAAGUAUACUAAGCAUCACCAGACCUGCUGAUGAAACUAGAUGAUGACUUCAUCAGACUACAAAGGGGGUGGGCAAACAGGUUGGAUUUAGGAGGGGAAACUUUGCCCAAGUCAGGCAUCUGCUGGAAGAGUUUGCUAAAAGUAGAGCAGCUGGUAAGUUCUUGAUUCACCUAGCUGAAAAUUUCAUCUUCUGAAAGAUGGAGGAAACAGCAAGGAAGGUAUAUGACGAGUCUAGCCCUGGGUUCUUUUUCUUUUUUAGUUUUUUUUUUCUUUCGAUUAACAAAAAUUUAUUCUCUCUCCUUCAGACCCCUUCCCCUGCACUGGGAAAAAAAAGGAAGACAAAUGAAAUCCUUGGAAUAAAUAUGCAUAGGCAAACAAAACAUAUUCCCAUAUUGCUGGCUCCUGUUCUGACUAACAAAGGGGAAAUAGUGAAGUAGGAAUGAAAAAAACUCAAGGGACAGUGGUUAUGAGCUCCUAGUUUUGUGAUGCUAGAUAAGGGUGUAGGACCUUAGGAAGGCAGUACUGUGAGAAGAUAAGGAGGAUCCAAGGCCAAAAAAUCACUUAAAAGGGAAGGCUGGCCAAAAGGAAAGGAAAUAUUAGUUGUGUAGUUGAAAUUGAUUUUGAAAAGAAGGAGGAGUUCCUACCUGCUCCUAACAAGUUCAGUUUACUUGGUCUGGAUGUCCUGCAUCCCAGGCUACUGAAAGACCUCAUCGGUGUGAUUGUCGAACAACUGUUAAUGAAAUGUCCUGACUUUCAAAAGAUGGAAAAUGUUGACUACUUCAAAGCAUUGUGUCAUAGGAUUUAGAGGUGGAAGAAGCCACAGCAAUCAUCUAGUACAUUUCCUUCAUUUUGCCAAUGAGGACACCGGGCCCUGAGAAGUGGCUGCCGGAAAGCCGGGCUUUGAAUGAGGUGCCAUGGCUUCAAGGUCAACCCUCUUUCCACUAUCCCAAGCUCAUAAAAACUGAUUGAGUGUUUCCCACAAAUUCUCAUUUGGUGCUGACAACAAUAUCCAGAGACCAUGGGUAUUCUGGUCCCAUUCUGCCAGGCUCCUGGCUGGUG
Molecule: messenger RNA, 14488 nt
Organism: Dromiciops gliroides (monito del monte)
Lineage: Eukaryota; Metazoa; Chordata; Mammalia; Microbiotheria; Microbiotheriidae
Gene: SPTBN5
Product: spectrin beta, non-erythrocytic 5
Exons: 70
Coding region: 1-11541 (3846 amino acids)
Biological process (GO): actin cytoskeleton organization
Cellular component (GO): cell projection; plasma membrane; cortical actin cytoskeleton
Molecular function (GO): actin filament binding
Source: RefSeq, a predicted model, not a curated record